AUGGCUGCUAUAAUCGGAUCGGUUACUACAAGCUUCAAGAAAGAGAUCCGAAUAUUCCAACAGUAUGAAGUGUGGUCACGGAUUCUUACAUGGGAUCAGAAAUGGCUCUAUAUUGUGACACAUUUUGUUCAGAAAGGAAGUGUAAAGCAUGGUGAUUUGGACCAUCAUACCUCACCGCCGAAAAAGACUUCGAAAAAGUUCUCAGGAGCUGGGGGCGAUAUUGGCAAGGAAAAAUCAGCUCGACCCGUGAUAUUUGCAACUUCGGUCUCAAAAUAUGUGUUUAAAAAGGGAAGAUUGACUGUGGCGCCGGAACGACUACUGAGAGCUUCGGGUUUGUUAGAAGAAAGGGUCGUGACUGGAGGCGUUCACGAGAAAUCCCAAGGCGUUGGGCCCAAAACCACAAAGGAUACUUUGAGCGAGGAAUGCGACAACUUGGUGAGCUCAAGAAACAGCCAAGUCAUCGAAAAACAAAGGCUCAGAGGGAUGAAAUAUGCCAAUGCUUGGGCAGAAUUGGAUUCCCUACACGAACAGCUGGUCAGCGAAAGCGAGCGGAGUGACUGUGUUCCUGUUAUUGGACACUUUAGUGAUAUCACAGGUUAUGGCAUAUCUUACCGCUAG
Penicillium cosmopolitanum is the source of this 618-nucleotide messenger RNA. RefSeq lists its product as uncharacterized. The transcript has a single exon. Bases 1 to 618 code for a protein of 205 amino acids. The record is from RefSeq and is a predicted model, not a curated record. NCBI's taxonomy places the organism in Eukaryota, Fungi, Ascomycota, Eurotiomycetes, Eurotiales, Aspergillaceae.